AUGUUGCGCUGCGGCCUCCAAGGGCUGGAUCUGGUUCACGAGCGCGCAGUGGAGUAUUUGAAGAAAGGGGAGGAGCUGGCGGCGGCCCAGGUGGAGGCGGCAGAGGGCGCUGCUGAUCAUGGCGGCGAAGCCCAGUCGUCGGCUCCAGCCGCGAAGGCUCGCAAGAAGAGCAAAGUUAAGUUCAUCGAUGACGUUGUUGACCUCACUCUUCCCGUGGCCAAGCAGUUCGGCAUAAUGGUGCGCAGCGCUCUGCAGCAUUUCUGGCAGUCAAUCGCCACUGGGGACACUAUCAAAGAUGGCAUGAUCAUCGGCGUCGCGGAGCAGACUGAGGAGGUGUGGGAAGCGUGGGUGAAAUUGUUCUCUGACCGUGCUAAGACGAUAGACACCUGCCAGAUCGAGACGGCGUUGUGUAGCAUCAAGGUUGUUGCCCAAUGCGUCCGCGAGAACGAGAAGGACAAGCCGCCGACUUCGGAUGUUCGUGCUGCGCGGAAGUUUAUCCAUGCGAAUUCUGUUGGGAAGGGUUCGGACGAGAUCGGGCAGGUGGCUCAGGACCUUUGCAAGCUGAUGAUCGGCUACAAGCCCUCCAUCUACAUCAUGGAGGUCGCUCGGAGGCAUGCGUCCCGAGGGUUUGAGGACGACGCUGCGAGCAAGAUUUUCGAGAGCGGUUGCGCCAAUUUCGAGACCAAUUUUGAAACAGCGUACGCCGACAUGGAGUUAUUCAUUAACGAGCCCGACAAGAGCGACGAUGUCCACGCAACCAUGACGUACUCGAUCCUCCUGAAGAGGCUCUUGCCAAUCAACGACCUCCUUGUGGCUAUCAUGAAUUCGGCCUUGCGGUGGUCAGUCGCAGCCAUGAACGACAACCUCGACUCCGUCACGUCAGCUAUCGCCAACGCAUUGGAAUUGGUGUCAUGCGGAGUGUAUGGGGUCAUGCCAACUUUCCACAAGCUCGUCUGCCGCCCAUUGUCCCGCGCUCUUGCCGACCGAGCAGCUAUGGAUUCAGCAGGGGGCGUAGAUUGCGACGGCGGCGCUGGACGGGAUGGCUCAGCAGGCCUUUCACUCGGAGACCAGCCACAGCCAGCGAGGGGCAGCGAGAAUGCCGAUUCCGAGCAAGGCCUUGAGCUUGACGCAGUGCGCCCCGACCGCACUGACCCUGUGAUGUUAGUAUUGGGGGGCCUGCGCACGGUCAAGCAGAGCGGAACUGAUUACCACGCUGGCUUGCAGCAGCUGUUGCAGGGGAUCUCGAAGUGCAUCGACGCGCUGACGCAGCGGAGGGGCGACCCAGAGUUCGCAGAGAUGAUCGCCUCGCUGGGUUCCGUGACGGAGGUGGCGGCCGCCCUCAACGGGAACUGGAAGAUGGUCCAGGACAUGGUUGACUACAUGCAGGCGUGUGUCGAGAUCUCAGCUGUCUUGACAAAAUCGGAUGGAGCAGAGCUGUUUGGCCCAACCAAGUUUGAUGCAUCGCUCAGGGACUACGCCAUCACCAUGGCUCGACUCCAGCACGAGCUCGCGGGCAUCACCGAGAUCGUCUUCAUGGGCACCAGCUCCGUCGACGACGCAGCCGUUCUCAAUGAUAUCAGCGUUACAUUCUUCGGCUUUAAGGCGCAGGUCGCCGACGCAGUCUACGAUCAGAUCGCAUCUAUCUGGAUAUCUCCUACGGUCAUGUCCAUGUUGGGGUUCAGCGAGCUCGAGGUCGCCGUGGUCCAGGAUGACGUGCUGGAGUCCACCGACCGCGCCCGCGUGCUAGGGCGCCUCAUUCGCAAGCCUGGCGUCAACGACGCGCUUCCAGGCGACAUCGAGGCGAUGCUGAAGCUGGAGGAGGCCGACAGCGACCAAUUCGACGAGCUGGUUCACCACAGAACGCUGAGUGCGCUCAAGGAGUUCGCCGCUGCUACUAACAUGAGCGUGAUCCAGGCCGCCGGCGUGGUGAUGCGAGAUGGCGAGCAGGGCAACGACCGCGCCGUGCCAUUCGAGGUGGCGGCUUUCGUGUUCGACUUGAUGACUGCAGUGAGGGACCUUGUCAUGAUGGCCAUUGCACUUCAGCGCCACCUCGUGAAUAUGGACGGUGAGGUUGCCAAGGAGGUGGAGCUUGCUAAGGCGCAGUACCACCCAGUCUCGAACAUCCAUGUGAAUGCCUUGUCGCUGAUGUACGACCGCCUGAAGCUGAUCGAUACCUUCGUCACGAGCGAGGCUGCGAGGAAGAUGGAGCUCGACGGUUUCAGCAUGCGGAUCCCUGUGCAUUGUCUGGGGAAGUGGGCCACGCAGGUAGCAACGUUCACGAGGAGAUGCCGAGAUGACAUCAUGGAGUUGCGCAUGGCUGGUCUCGCCAAGAGCGUUCUGGAAUGCAGGGCCGAUCUCCCGCUUUGGCAGCCCAUAUUCACAGAUAACUCGUUCAACUUGGCGAUGGCGGUCGACCUGUUGGACGGAAAGCUGGCGAACGUCGUGAGAAGCUACAACGCGUUGUUCGGUGUGCUUUCCAAAGUUGACACUGCCUCCAAGCGCGUUGAGCUGUCGCCCCCCCUUCAGCACAACCCGUUGACGAUGUCUGGCGUCGCCGUGGCGUCCCAGACCCUCGCGAACCUCUACGAGGCCUCAGUUCUCAUCCAGGGCGUGAACUUGUUGAGGUUCCAGUCGCGGGGCCCAGCGUCAUCCAAGGCGGCCCGUGAGUUCAAUGCCAAGCACAAGGCCGACAAAAAGAUCAAUCUCCCGAAUGCCUUCUGGGCAGAGCUGGCCUGCGUCGAGGACGGCGCCUCGGCGCCGAUGGAGCCCCUUCGUUCCCCGACCGCCUUGAAGCUCGAGGCGCAGAGCUUGACCAAGAUCCGCGGCACCGCCUCUGCGAGCGGCGCGUCGGCUGCUUCCUCGUCGGCGUCGGCUACGACUGCAGCGCCGCGCCAGGGAGCGGCUGGCAUCUCGCCAUCCGUUUCGGCAGGGCCCCCGUCGGUGUCGGAGUCAGCGGCGGCCGACGCAGGCCCGCCCGCCAAGAAGGCGAAGUUGGCGCGCCUGUCUAUCGGCAGGCGUUCGUCGUAG
Prorocentrum cordatum is the source of this 3027-nucleotide messenger RNA. The record is from the annotation of a GenBank genome assembly. Lineage: Eukaryota; Dinophyceae; Prorocentrales; Prorocentraceae.